CUUUACCCAUAUAAAAAAAUAAAAUCUGCAACAUAGCCAGUUUGAGGGGGAAACAUCUUUGAUAUGUAUCGACUGAACUCGCACCAGGUUUAGUCAACAAAACAAUUCUUAGUUCGUUUAGACGUUAAUAUUGUCGUUGCCCGGAAGACCGGUUUAUGGACCAGGGACCGUGUUGAUCUUUGAAAUGAGGCCACCGCUGGAAUCUCAGGAAGACAAACUGUAAAACGGUUACCUCAUUAUACACACAAAAGGCGACUAAUCCGCAACCCAAGCGCUUCGACGGGAUUUGACACGCGACGCACAGAUGGUGACCGUUAAAAAAAGGACAAAACGUGUACGUAAAAAAUAAACACAUGUCAAUUGCUAAACAGAGGAGCGUAUUUUUAGGCGAAUAGUAGUAGGCCUGAUCACGCACCUUGAGGAUAAGGUAAAGAGAGGCUAUAACACUCAGGUGUCAGUUACUCCAGAAGCUCAAAAAACGUCACUUCCAUGCCUGAAUUGCGACCGUGGGAGGGAUCUCCUCAGUCCCUGUCCAACAACUAGGUGGAAAAAAAAAAAACUUUUCGGGAGAUGGGAUGUAGUAGUUCGCGUAAUGGCUAUUUGAAAUUAUUGUGUGACAUUAACGUGUUUUGAGUCUAACGAAACAAUUAAGUAGUUCACCGGUAUUCACAAUAUAGCCUACUUUCUCGUGGCGAUUAACGACACUGAGUCAGCUACCGGUGAAAACGGUUAACCUUUUUCAAACUGGCUAUCGCGGGAGGUUUCGCAUCAACGACAAUGCUUUGACAAACGAGCCAGUAGGACACUUUCUGAAGACUUUCCGCCUUCUGGAUUUUUCUUAUGUCAUCCCAACGAAUACACAAAUCCGGGCAAUAUUCUUGCUGAUAUUUGGCAUGGACAGGAAAGCUCACUAAAAUAUGGUUGAUCAAAACAAGAGAAGCGAACGUCAACCUGACAACUACAUAGCAUGUCCUAAGUGAACUGGAGCCUACGUUCGCUGAUCCCCAAAGUGGAUUUUUCCUGGGUAUAGUUUUGCCCGUUGCACGGGGAGAUGAGAGCGGAGAUGGGACUGUGUCUGGGUUCAGAACAAGACCUAACAGAGGAGGGGAAGAAAGCGAAGAUUCAGAGUGUGAAGAUAGACAGGGACCUAUAUGAAUAUGCCAAGAGAGAGAUGAACGUGGUCAAAAUACUGAUGCUCGGAGCAGCAGAAAGUGGCAAGUCCACCCUGGUCAAACAGAUGAAGAUCAUCCACAGCAACGGUUUCACCAAGCAGGAACUAACCAGUUUCAAGCCUGCGGUGCUGGACAACCUCCUGACAUCCAUGAAGUUCGUCCUCCACGGCAUGGGCGUUCUGCGGAUCAACCUGGCUAACAACAAGAACAAGGUGCAUGCCCACUCUGUGUUGUCGUGCGGCCGGUGUUUUGAUGAGGACCAGGUGCUGUUUCCUUUCGUAGGCCACGCCCUUUCCUGUCUCUGGGCAGACCGCGGGGUCCGAGUGGCCGUCCGGAGGGGAUACGAGUUUGAACUUAACGACUCGGCUCUGUAUUUCUUCGAGAACAUGGGCCGAAUUAUCUCCCCCGACUACGUUCCCACGGAAACAGACGUCCUGAGGGUCAGGUUGCGGACUACGGGGGUCAUCGAGACACAGUUCAAGGUCAACCACCUGCUCUUCAGGAUGUAUGAUGUCGGGGGUCAAAGGACAGAGAGGAGGAAGUGGAUCAGUUGUUUCGAGGACGUGAGGGCCGUCCUUUUUGUUGUGUCUCUCAGUGGGUACGACAUGACUCUGGUGGAGGACCCAUCUAUGAACCGGCUGCAAGAGAGUUUGAAGCUUUUCUCCUCCAUCUGCAACAACAUCUUCUUCCGGAGUACCUCAAUGAUCUUAUUCAUGAACAAGAUUGACCUUUUUCAAGAGAAGAUUUUACACUCUGGGCGACAUCUAAGGCUGUAUUUACCUCAGUUCAAAGGUGCCGACUGCGACGUGGACACGGCGGCCCGGUACAUCGCGGGCGUGUUUGUGUCCCUCAACGCCACACCCAGCAAGCUCAUCUACCACCACUUCACCACGGCCACUGACACCUCCAACAUACAGGUCGUCUUCCAGGUUGUCAUGGACACCAUCGUCAAAGAGAACCUGGAAGCGGUUUCCCUGCUGUGAGUUCUAAGAGUUCUGAGGGUUGUGGCUUCCUUCGGAGAACACCGAACUUCGCUCCCUGUCCUUUUUGUUUGAGCGCAAUUGUGGACUUCAUGCUGCAUAUUUAUUUUUUUUGUACUUUUGUAAUUGUUGCAACCCUAAUAAGAAUAUGAAUAUUAGAAUAUUAACACUUCUUACCUGGUGUAAUUGUUGUAUUUCGUCCAAAUUGUAACAUUUGUUCAUCAUUGUUGUAUUCCAUUAGUUACAAUGAUAGGACUGCUGUGUGUGUGUGUGCGCGCGCCCGCAGUUGUUGGAGGAACCCUGUAGAAAGCUUUCUCUCUGCUUUGGUUGCUCGGUUACAGGUUGAAGCUAAACGACUAGUCAGCUUAGAGAGAGUAAAUAAAAAAAGUAUGCAACUAGGUGUAUUGGCGAGUGGAAUGGGGGGAGUGUGUGUGUGUGUGUUCGUGCGAGCGAGGAAAAUGAAAGUCAGUAAGAAAGCAAAUAAUGACAGGGAGUGUGUGUGUCUGUGUGUGUCUUUGUGUGUGUCUGUGUAUCUCAGGCAAGAAUGAGAAUUGACCAUUUGCCCAUUGGAUGGGGGCAGUGUUGCAUGGCGUGGUGCAGAUUUAUGGGGCGCGGUGCGGGGCUCACUCACUUCCUCCCAUCUGUCUAUGCUUAGCUGAACGUGCGUCACACUUCCCAUGAUGGGACAGUGAUCGCAGGUGAAACACCUCGGCCCAUGUCCGAAAAGGCACCCUAGCAACCAUAUAGGGCAUGACUUUUCACCCCGAACCCCAUGUGGGACCUGGAAACAAAAUAAGGUGCGAUUUGGGAGGUACAGCAGCCUCUUGUUUCGUUUGCCUGGAGUGAAGCUUCGUCCGGCUCCAUUCUCACUGCUCACUCUCUUCCUCUCACAAAUGUUUUACCUUUUCUGUCUACUUUUAAAACUGGUUAUUUUGAGAUGGUUUUUGUUUGUGCAAGAUGUGUUGUUUGAUACUUAAACAUGCUAGUACAAAUAAUUUCAGUUAAACUAUUUCCAAACAAUUAUGAGAGUGAAAAACAAAUCACUGAUGGUUGUUAUAUAAUUAAUAUUGUCAUUGUGCCAUUUUAUUGUUUAAGAAUAGUCUACCAUAAUAUACCAUACUCCCAUGUGCCUUUUCAGUCCCAGAAAUGUAACUUAAUUUUCUUUCAGUGUGUAGCAUAUAUUAUUUAAUUAUAUUUUGUAAUUGUUAAAGAUUUUCAAGCUAGUGUUUUUAGAUUUGUCACUGUGAAUGGAUUUCAGUCUGCCAUUGUCAAGUAUCUUGACUUUGGUGUCUUAAGAUAAAUAGGCUAUGCACUAUUAAAGUCUUAUUUGACAUGUUUAUUAAUCACUUGUCGGGUGUGUGGUUGGCCAUAUUCAUUUUCAGCAUGAAAAAAAUAAAGAUAACAUAAAUGACCAUAACAUUU
Molecule: messenger RNA, 3574 nt
Organism: Esox lucius (northern pike)
Lineage: Eukaryota; Metazoa; Chordata; Actinopteri; Esociformes; Esocidae
Gene: gnav1
Product: guanine nucleotide binding protein (G protein) alpha v1
Exons: 9
Coding region: 1052-2155 (367 amino acids)
Biological process (GO): adenylate cyclase-modulating G protein-coupled receptor signaling pathway; Rho protein signal transduction
Cellular component (GO): heterotrimeric G-protein complex
Molecular function (GO): GTPase activity; G-protein beta/gamma-subunit complex binding; G protein-coupled receptor binding
Source: RefSeq, a predicted model, not a curated record